Fusarium coffeatum is the source of this 996-nucleotide messenger RNA. RefSeq lists its product as uncharacterized. The transcript has 3 exons. The record is from RefSeq and is a predicted model, not a curated record. Gene Ontology annotation, molecular function: NADP binding; 3-hydroxyisobutyrate dehydrogenase activity; NAD binding. NCBI's taxonomy places the organism in Eukaryota, Fungi, Ascomycota, Sordariomycetes, Hypocreales, Nectriaceae. Gene Ontology annotation, cellular component: mitochondrion. Gene Ontology annotation, biological process: L-valine catabolic process. Bases 1 to 996 code for a protein of 331 amino acids.
AUGAGACCUUCAACACGACUUGGAAGCUUGGUGCUUCGUCGAGGCUUUGCCAACUCGGCACGACGGUUGGAUAACUAUGGAUUCAUCGGUCUGGGACAGAUGGGUUACCAAAUGGCAAAGAACCUUCAGUCAAAGUUGAAACCCUCAGAUAAAGUGUCCAUCUUUGAUAUCAACCCCGAGUCUAUGAAGGGUCUAGAAACAGAGAUGAAGGCAGCUUCCAAUGGUGCUCAGGUUGAGCUAUCAGCCAGUGCAUUCGAUGCUUCUAAAGAUGCUGAUACGGUUAUCACUGUUCUUCCGGAACCUCAGCACGUCAAGGGCGUAUACGAAUCCAUCAUCACAUCAUCUCUUCCCAAAAAGGACCGAGUCUUCAUCGACUGCUCAACCAUUGACCCAUCUACAUCCCGCCAGGUUGCGAAGACGGUGUCUUCGGCUGGACAGGGUACAUUUGUUGAUGCGCCUAUGUCUGGAGGUGUCGUGGGUGCUACUGCAGGAACGCUCACCUUUAUGCUUGGCGCUUCACCAUCUCUCAUUCCUCGUCUCGAACCGGUUCUGCUGCUCAUGGGAAAGAAAGUCUUGCACUGCGGUGACCAAGGUGCCGGUCUAUCCGCAAAGCUGGCCAACAACUACCUUCUAGCUCUCAACAAUAUCGCUACCGCAGAAGCUAUGAACUUGGGCAUGCAAUGGGGGCUGGAUCCUAAGAAACUAGCAGGCGUCAUCAACGUCAGCACGGGACGCUGCUGGCCCAGCGAAGUAAACAACCCCGUAGCAGGAGUCGUCGAAACAGCGCCAGCCAACAGAGACUACAGAGGCGGUUUCGGCAUCUCGCUCAUGAAGAAGGAUCUCAGAUUGGCUAUGGUAGCGGCGGAAGAGGCGAACGCAAGAAUGGAGUUGGCCAAGACGGCGUUUGCGGUGUAUGAAGCUGCUGAGAAGGAGGAGAAGUGUCAAGGAAGGGACUUUUCGGUUGUGUAUAGGUAUUUGGGCGGUAAGGAGGAGUAG